This is a messenger RNA of Pyricularia pennisetigena, 1377 nucleotides long. RefSeq lists its product as uncharacterized. Bases 1 to 1377 code for a protein of 458 amino acids. The record is from RefSeq and is a predicted model, not a curated record. Lineage: Eukaryota; Fungi; Ascomycota; Sordariomycetes; Magnaporthales; Pyriculariaceae. The transcript has a single exon.
AUGCCUUCUCUCAUGAGCACAGCAUCUUUGGCCUUCGCGCUGGCCGCGUCGGUCGUUAACGCCCACAUGGAGAUGAGCUUCCCUGCUCCUCUCAGAUCCAAGUACAACCCCGCCGCCAAAACCGUCGACUCGGACAUGGUCUCGCCUCUGUCGUCUUCGGGCUCCAACUUCCCUUGCAAGGGAUACCUGUCCGACCUGGGCACGCCAGCCGGCAAGCCUUCUGCGACCUUUUCCCCGGGCCAGAAGUCAAACAUGACCAUCAUGGGCGGUGCAGCCCACAACGGCGGCUCGUGCCAGGCCUCGCUCUCGUACGACAAGGGUAAGACUUUCAAGGUCAUCCAGUCGUGGAUCGGAGAGUGCCCCAUCAGCGGCGGUUCCAGCUUCGACUUCACCAUCCCUUCCGACGCCCCUGCCGGCGACGCUGUCUUUGCCUGGACCUGGAACAACAAGGUCGGCAACCCGGAGCUUUACAUGAACUGCGCUGUCGUCACCAUUGGAGGUGCUCCCAAGAACCGUGUCCGCGGCAUGCAGCCUCGUGCCGCCGUCGCCUUUGCGCAGCGCCCGGCCCCCUUCCUCUCAAACAUUGGCAACGGCUGCAAGACUGAGAACAUGGUAGUCGACUACCCCAACCCUGGCCCCGAUGUCAUCCACAAGGGCACGGCGACCAAGCCUACUUGCGAUGGUGGUGCUGGUCAGGGAUCUGGUGCUGGUGCAGCAGCCCCUUCGGCCACUUCGUCGGAGAACCCUGGUAUCCCUUCCGCGGCCCCUACUUCGGCCAACCCUGGAAUCCCAACUCCCGCCCCUUCUUCAGCUAGGUUAGUCUCUCCCUCUACCCUCGUCACCUCUCUCAUCCCGUCCUCUACUGCCCCGGCUUCCGAGGCUACCUUGACUUCUCGCCUCGAUUUCAUCCCUCCCGUUAUUCCUAUAACUAACAAGAAACCCAGCGCCACUCCCACUCCCAGCGCUGACCCGACCGGCUCCCUCCCGGGUGGCGUCUUCAUCACCGCCACGAAGCCCGGUGCCGCCGCUCCGACCGCCCCGGCUGGGGGUGCUAACGGCACUGCCCCUACCGGCCCUACUGGUGCCCAGCCCGGCGGCGCCCCGGCUCCCACCGGCUCGCUCCCCUCGUCCGGCGGCGGCAGCACUGCUCCCGUCUCGGGCCAGCAGUCCGGCGCCUGCACAGACGAGGGCGCAUAUUUUUGCCUUGCGGGCACCAGCUUCCAGCGCUGCGCCUCGGGCAGCUGGUCCUCGCCGAUCCCCAUGGCCCCGGGUACUUCUUGCACGCCUGGCCAGUCGGCGACGCUCUUUGGUCGCUCCAACAACAAGGUCCGCCGCGCUGGUGCGCGCAAGUUCACAUCUCCUGUGAGUGCUGCUUAA